Ylistrum balloti is the source of this 657-nucleotide messenger RNA. RefSeq names its product peptidoglycan-recognition protein SC2-like. The record is from RefSeq and is a predicted model, not a curated record. Gene Ontology annotation, molecular function: peptidoglycan binding; zinc ion binding; N-acetylmuramoyl-L-alanine amidase activity. The transcript is spliced from 2 exons. Bases 1 to 522 code for a protein of 173 amino acids. Gene Ontology annotation, biological process: innate immune response; peptidoglycan catabolic process. NCBI's taxonomy places the organism in Eukaryota, Metazoa, Mollusca, Bivalvia, Pectinida, Pectinidae.
AUGUCAUUUGCUUCAGAUAUUGUGUCUAGAACUAAAUGGGGAGCACGAGACCCUAAAGAGACCGAAACAAUGCAGACUCCGGUGAAGAUAGUCUUCAUCCAUCACACAGCUGGUAAACCUUGUACAACACCGGAGGAAGACAUUAAAACCGUGAAAGGGAUACAGAAUUUUCACAUGGACGAACGAAAAUGGGCUGAUAUAGGAUACAACUUCCUGGUAAAUAACUCUGGUCAGGUGUUUGAGGCAAGAGGCUGGGACCGAGUCGGUGCUCAUACGAAAGGCUGGAACGCCGCUUCAGUUGCAUUCUCUGUAAUUGGAAACUUCAAUGAGUCUAACCCGGACCAAAGGGCUAUCAAGGCAGUGUUAGGUAUGAUUCAGCUGGGCGUAGACAAAGGCAAAAUUUCGAAUGACUAUAAAUUGUAUGGACACCGGGAUGUUGGCGCGACAGACUGUCCCGGAAAAAACCUUUAUGAAAUUAUCAAAAAAUGGAAACAUUAUUCUGAGGAGAAACCAACCAAAUGAACAUUCAACAAGAACUUGUUUCCUUGACAUUUCCUUAGGAAAUAUAUUGCCAUGACUUGUAAUAAUUGCAAUUUGCCUUUAGUGUUUUACUCGGUAUCAGUUGGAAACAACCCUUUAUUUUUGUGUCUACUUAAA